GUGACAGCAUCACGCAUUGUAUCACGGCCAUGGCCAUGACGUCACCGGUGUGAAGCGGAAGUAGCAGUCAGGUUUAUGCUGAGGAUGAGCUGUAUGCAUGGCUGUGGUGUCGGGUGGGCUGUGAAAUGUUAAUAUAAUAUAUCCAUGAGUGACCCCUGAAAACGGACAGUUUUAGUUGAGCGGCCAUGAAGACAGUGUUUGUCACUGUCGGCACCACGAGCUUUGAUGAGCUCAUUGAAAGCAUCACGUCUCCAGAGACCGUACAGGCUUUGAAGGCUCGUGGAUAUGAGCGUUUGGUUCUUCAGGUUGGAAGAGGAUCUCUUCUUCCAGCUGCUGACAGCUGUCCACACAUCAGACUUCAGGCUUAUCGAUUCAAAGACUCUAUAGCAGAAGACAUCAAGCAGGCUGACCUCGUCAUCAGCCAUGCAGGCGCAGGCAGUUGUUUGGAGGCGCUUGGUGCCGGCAAAUCUCUGCUGGUCGUCGUCAAUGACAAGCUGAUGAACAACCACCAACUGGAGAUGGCCAGACAGCUGCACAUGGACUCGCACUUGUUGUACUGCACGUGCAGCACACUGACACAAACACUGAGGACGAUGGAUCUCUCUGUUCUUCAGCCCUUUUUGCCCGGACAGCCUAAGAAUUUUGCGAAUUUCCUCGACAAAGCCCUUGGUGUUCAGUGAAACUUUAAUUUUACAGGACUGCUUGUUUUCUGUCACACUGACAUUUGAUGAUUUGUAAAAAUAUCAUGUAGUAGUAGAUUAUGAUACUACUUCUUACGUUUGAUUUUGAUUGUACAGCACUCAACUGUUUUGACCAUUUGAGUUUUUUCUAUUUCUGUGUGCAAUACUAAUAUAUGUCUAAUUACAAAUCCAAAUGUGUGCUGUGAAUUAUUAUUAUUAUAAUUAUUACCUUCGCCAAGGAGGUUAUAUUAUGUUCGAUUUGUCAGUUUGUUUGUUUUUUUUGUCUGUCAGAGAAACUACUGACCCAAUUUUCAUGAAACAUGAAUGGGUGUACACAAUGGGCCAACGAAGGACCCAUUACAGUUUCGAAUCACACGGCGGAUACACAAAAUAAUUUUUCACUUUUGUUAACAUUGCAAAAUAGUGUGCUGCAUUUAAGUGGUGUCGGAAUAAUUGGAAAAAAAUAUUUCCCAUCUGGGAAAAUUCCCACUGCAUUAACAUUGUGAGAUAGGGGCAUGCCUUGGCGGAGGUCUGCUCUCUCUGAGUGCCCUUCAAGUUUGUAUAUUUAUUUUUUAUAAAAGUGCAAGGAAAACCAAACUUGUGCGUGGUAAGUGAUUGUGACACUUGUAAUUUUUAUACAAUGAAUGAAUUUAGUCUGCGCUGAAGUGUUGACCUCAACUGUCGAGUCGAUUUUAUUUGCUGAUUUGUUAAUCUAGAGAGAGAGCAAAGAAAAGCUUAUGCUUAAUGCUAACUACUAAUUUUAGCCAGCACUAUAUAUGGGGUCCAGUUCAUAAAAAUACGCAACUCUUAGUAUUUGUCACAUGAAGAGAAAGUACCAGCUAUCACUUAGAAUGGCUCUUAAAUAGUUUAUCUUAUCAGGAAAUGAUGAUGUUAACUAAUGUUCAUCAUUAGUCGACUGUCUAGACGGUAUACUUCUUAGCAGUGUAUUUGUUUUGUUGUGUUUAUUGUUUGAUUGUGUAUUUCUUGAAUUGUAUGUAACAUGUAUGAUUUAAUUACUGUCUACUGUGUUUGUGUCUGGGGAAGUCUCAUCAGCGACAGCUCUCCUCAAGAGGACAGACGUCUUGACUUAGACCAAACUGCCUGUAAGUCUGUUUGUCAUUUAGCGUUGCUCUAUUUUUUGUUAUGUCUGUGUAAUCUCAGUGCUACAAACUGUUCUUUAUUAGUAGGCCAAGGGCCGUAUCAGAGCACAUGCUGGAAGAAAAACAAAAUUAGAUAAAGUAUAAAUUAUAUACUGAAAGUUUCACUGAAGGUGUCUAUUAUGAAAUCAAAUCUGAAUAAUCUAACCUACACUGUACAUAGCUCUCUGAAUAUUAGUUCAUAUUUUACUUACUUAUAAGGCAGACAAAAGCCAAUUUUCUGCACAAAGAGAAUUUGCUGUAUUAAGGAGAGGCAAGUUGUACCAAUUCUUGCAACAAGGGCGUGUUCAUUAUUAAAACUAUUACCUUG
Molecule: messenger RNA, 2147 nt
Organism: Perca flavescens (yellow perch)
Lineage: Eukaryota; Metazoa; Chordata; Actinopteri; Perciformes; Percidae
Product: UDP-N-acetylglucosamine transferase subunit ALG13 homolog
Exons: 4
Coding region: 186-680 (164 amino acids)
Biological process (GO): dolichol-linked oligosaccharide biosynthetic process
Molecular function (GO): hexosyltransferase activity
Source: RefSeq, a predicted model, not a curated record